This is a messenger RNA of Cimex lectularius (bed bug), 1702 nucleotides long. RefSeq names its product protein nanos-like. The record is from RefSeq and is a predicted model, not a curated record. Gene Ontology annotation, cellular component: perinuclear region of cytoplasm. The transcript is spliced from 4 exons. Gene Ontology annotation, biological process: negative regulation of translation; oogenesis. NCBI's taxonomy places the organism in Eukaryota, Metazoa, Arthropoda, Insecta, Hemiptera, Cimicidae. Bases 39 to 935 code for a protein of 298 amino acids. Gene Ontology annotation, molecular function: zinc ion binding; mRNA binding.
UCUGGUGGGGGAGCGGAGAGCCGUCUGGAUUGAGUCGCAUGCAGUCCCCACCAAUGACUUUUUCCACCUCCCAUCCGACGGAGAAGGGCUCGAAACCCGUUCCGUUCAAGCGGAAUUGCUUAUUGCAGUUUUCCCAAGAAUUCCAGGCCCUUCGUCGGACGUUCGAGCACCCUUUCUCACCGCCUCUUAACAAAAUGGAACCCAGCCCGAGCAAUAAGCACCAUUCGAUGAACGACGAGUUGCACAGGUAUUUCGCCAAAGCUCUCACGGACAAAAUCAACUCGAUGCUGGCAAACGGAGAAAUCCCUUGCAAAGUCCCUCCACAAAAACGCAACGAAGAUAAUAAUGAGCUGUUGAUUCCAUCACACAUGUACGCCCACAUCUUCAAAGAGUGCGAAACGUCCGACAUCCAAAGUGAAAACAACCUUGCGCCAAUUAGCCCCCUGGGAAAAGCAGAUCAGCAGUCAGGAAAGAGUCCUCCGGGAUUCAAUCCGGUCUUCAACAAUAUGAAAGAGACGAUAUUACCAUCUUCUCCUUCUCCCUCGUCUGAUCGAUCUCAGGGAUGGACAGAGGAACUUCGAAAGUAUUUCUCUCAGAGCCAACCGAACAAAACAGAGAGGCCAGACGUGCAAGGAUACGAAUUUUUGCGACUAUGCGUUUUUUGCCGUCAAAACAGGGAGGAACCGAGCUUCUGGACUUCCCAUUCUUUGAAAGACAUCAAAGGGAAUGUCAUUUGUCCAAUCCUCCGUGCGCACGUCUGCCGUAUUUGUGGAGCUACGGGAAGUAAAGCUCACACUAUCAAGCACUGCCCUUUCAACCAGAAUGUGACCAACGUAGCCCGAACAGCACGAAAAAAUGCCGUUGGGAGAUAUGUCAUUAAUCAUUCCAACUACAGCGGUUUAAUGGAUUUUUACAAUAAGUAUGAUCGUUCUUAAUAAUACAAAAAUUGUAAUCCUGGUAAGAUUUGAUUUUGAGAAUACAUUUGCUUCCUGUAAGUCAUAAGGAAGGAAAAACAAUCAUAUUUAUUAAGAUUUCUAUUGUUUUUUAUGUUUAUUUUACAGAUGAAUUUUUAGAAUGUAUUUUAAAUCAUACUAGUCUCUCUAGUUUUAAUAUGUAAUAAGAGUGACAAUUUGUAAAUUUCAGUUGUUUUAUGUUACAAGUAUAAAAGAUAUUUUCCGUUAAGCAAUUUGAAAAACAUAUUACACAGUUUAAUUAAAAAUUAGAGAAAUGGAAAUAUUUUAACUUUUUAUAAUUUACAUUAAUUACAUACAUUUUUUAGUUUGUUUAAUGAAUGGAACUCCAAAAUGAUGUUCGUUUUUUUUUUAAAUAAUUGUAUUGUAAUCAUUUUGUUUCAAUUAAUAACAAAUAAUACUACUAGCCAUUUAGAUGUAUGAAUUAUUCUAAGAACAAUAAAAAGAAUAUACUACAUAAAUAUAUAUAAUGUAUAUUCAAAUGUAUUUAUGAACUCUACAUUGGAUUGAUGAAUUGGAUGCAAUUAAUUUAAUUUGUUGUUUUUAUUAUUUAUAUGAACUUGACAUUUUAUACAUCAUUUGAUCCAAAUUUUUGUUGAUUUAUUAAUGAAUUUAACUAAUUUUAAAUAAAUACAAAGAUUGAACUAAUGCUGCUAUUUGUUUAAUACGGCCGUAACGACAUAGGUGUGGCACCUAAAGAUAUUUUAUUAAAAAUGUAAUGGAACUACUUA